Messenger RNA from Acyrthosiphon pisum (pea aphid), 2179 nucleotides. RefSeq names its product tRNA dimethylallyltransferase. The transcript has 4 exons. Gene Ontology annotation, molecular function: tRNA dimethylallyltransferase activity; heme binding. Gene Ontology annotation, cellular component: mitochondrion. Gene Ontology annotation, biological process: tRNA modification. Lineage: Eukaryota; Metazoa; Arthropoda; Insecta; Hemiptera; Aphididae. The record is from RefSeq and is a predicted model, not a curated record. The coding region runs from base 65 to 1486 and encodes 473 amino acids.
GAGCCAGACGUCCGUGAUAACGAUGCGAAACGAUAACGACAUCGCACGUGUUUGAGGUUAUGUUAUGUUUUGGAAAAAGGUUUUCGUAAAUCCGAAACGCAAUAAUUACGUCGCGCUUACCGCCGCCGCGGCCCAAAAUCCGGGAUUCGCGUCGACAUCGUCGCCGUGUCGUACUCGUUGUCUGUUUCGCCUCGACCGCCGGGAAAUGGAUUCGAAGAGCCUGAAGGAUCGACCGCUCUUCGCCGUCGUCGGGUGCACGGGCACGGGGAAAACGAAACUCGGUGUGAGACUAGCCCAGGAGCUGGGAGGUGAAGUCGUGUCGGCCGAUUCCAUCCAAGUCUACAAAGGUCUUGACGUAGCCACCAAUAAGGCUACCGAUGAAGAGAUGGACGGAGUCCCGCACCACAUGAUGGGAACGGUGGAUUGGCGUGACGAGUGUAACGUACACCAGUACAGGAACGAAGCUCUAAAAAUUAUACAAGACAUAUACUCUAGGGGCAAAGUUCCGGUGGUGGUGGGCGGCACGUCGUACUACAUCGAGUCGAUCAUCUACGACAACCUGGUGCAGGGGUCCGCCGCCGGGGAACCGGAACCGGAUGCGGCGGACGACGAUGAUGAGCAGGACGAUGAUGAGCAGGACGACGACGGCGACGACUUGUCCGUGAACGCUUUCCGCGAGUACGCCUUGUUCCGUAACGUCAAUGAUGUGCCGACGGCCGUCACGGCGAUGGGUGCCGGACGCACGUACGUGUACGUGUUGUCCGAAGCGGUGAGGUUCGCUCUGAACAUGACAGCUGUCGGGCGGCUACCGUUCCGGCGGUACAGGAACACGUUCGUUGGUGUGGAUAACGUGGCCGGACCGUGGCCGCCGACGGUGGGUGAAUGUGAGGCGGCCGCGUUGUACGCUCACGGCGUCCGCGUGCUUGAUGCCGUUGCUGAGGCAGUCGGCCGGACUGACGGUGAACCGGACGUCCGAUACGAAGUGACGGCCGAGGACGUGGUGGUUGGCCACCUCAAGCGGUAUGGGUUCGCUGAUAUCCAUUCCAGGCUUGACGAUCUGCUGACACGGGUGAAAAAGGUGAGUAGGAUGGCGGCAAACGUCGACGUGGACGCAAAAGUCCAGGCGGCUCUGUGCCGGGCGCAUGCGGAGUUGCAGAUGCGGACGCAGCGGCUGACGCUGGCUUUGUUGGUCGACCACGAACGGACGGCCGUGGAUCUGCUGACGCCGGCCGCGCUCAAGGCGCACGCCGCUUACUUCGAUCCGGUUGCGGCCAGCGCGCUCCAUCCGCACAACACGCGCAAAGUGUUUAGGACUAUACAGAUUUACCUGGUGAGGGGCAAGCAAAAAAGCAAGCUGUUUGAGGAGCAGAGAACUCGGGUGAGCGGGUCUGAUGUACCAGUGGUUGCUCUGCGGUUCAAAGAAGUGCACAUGAUGUGGCUGACAUGCGACGCGGUAAGUCAAAAUAUCAUUGUUUUAAUCGAAUAAAAUAUUUUCACGAUCUACCUGUAAUAUGAUUGUAAAUACUAGAGUUAUGGGAAUGAUUUUGCUUUUGAACAAAGAUAUCCGGUGAAUUAAUUAGGCUUUUAAAGUAAAAAACGAGCAUUAUCGCGUGGCUCCCUAACUAGGAAUUAUUUUACGUACAAUCACAAUUAGGUAAUCACAAUUAUAUAUUAUAUUUAAUUUACACAUUUUAGUCGAUCUCGAGCAUUCUGACUACAUUGUAUACUUUAUAGCAGCUAGUAGUCUUCAACCAUAUUUUGACUCGCGACUAAAUUUUUCGUAAAAUAAUGUUCGUGACCCAUGUCAUCCUUGUCGACUAUGGAAGAAAAAUAAAAGCUUUAGGUGCUAUUAUAAUUUUGUGUAAUUUCCCGCGCAUAAAUAUUUUCUAAGAAUUUUCAAUAAAUAUUUGUCUCUAAGAUUGGGAUCUCUUAUCAGUAGACAUUUUAACUGUCAUCAUAUCUAGGUACUGUAAAUGGUUGUUCAUCGAAUUCAUAAUUUAUAAUUUCAUAGCUUACACGACUGAAAAUUAGGUCGUGACCUAAUGGUUGAAGUUCACUGCUUUAUAGUAUCAUUAAAAUAACUUAUAUUUAUUCUUAUCCUAUAGAUGAAUGGUAAUACGUCUUACUGUAAUGAAUUAUAAAUAUGUUCAUCAUAAGUGGUAUAUUUAAUUAUGUAUGU